Messenger RNA from Perca fluviatilis (European perch), 6106 nucleotides. RefSeq names its product FBJ murine osteosarcoma viral oncogene homolog B (gene fosb). The transcript has 5 exons. Gene Ontology annotation, molecular function: DNA-binding transcription factor activity, RNA polymerase II-specific; RNA polymerase II cis-regulatory region sequence-specific DNA binding. The record is from RefSeq and is a predicted model, not a curated record. NCBI's taxonomy places the organism in Eukaryota, Metazoa, Chordata, Actinopteri, Perciformes, Percidae. Bases 411 to 1622 code for a protein of 403 amino acids. Gene Ontology annotation, cellular component: nucleus. Gene Ontology annotation, biological process: regulation of transcription by RNA polymerase II.
GGUUGUAGAGGCGAAUGGAUUCAUUCAUAGGACAAGUUCUGCUGCUGUGCACCGUAAUACUAGCUAACGUCCUCCAGCGUACAUUGAGCGGACUUUAUGGAUCUAUAAUCGCAUAUUUGACGAGCGGAUAAAGGACAGCGCUCCGAGGAUUUUAAACUAAACGAGAGGACUUCUCAGCAGAUUGAAUUGGGACGUUUUCCCCGUAAACGCGGGGAACUGGAUUAAGCUUCUUCAUGCAACUUUUUUGGAAAGAAACCAAGAGCAUCUCGCCGGGAAAUAGCAAAAAGAUAAGCAACGGCUACCUCUUCUUUAGUAAUCGUCUUGUGUGCCGCUGACCUGCAAUUGUAGGUGACAUCGCGCUCUCUCUGGUAACUGCAGGUGUCGCGUUCUCUCUCGGUCGCUCCGGGGAGAUGUACCAAGGGUUCCCCGGCGACCCAGACAGCGGAUCCCCUGGAAGCUCCUCUCCAUCUAUAGAGUCCCAGUACCUUUCUUCCGUGGACUCCUUCGGAAGCCCGCCGACCACCAGUGCUCCGCAGGAGUGUGUGUCAGCGGGAGCUGGCUUGAGCAUUGUGGGCAGCGGGCCAGGGCCCAGUGUAGGAGGGGAGAUGCCUGGUUCAUUCGUGCCCACCGUCACCGCCAUCACCUCCAGUCAGGAUCUGCAGUGGAUGGUACAGCCGACCCUCGUCUCCUCCCAGGCCUCUGGACUAAGUGGGUCCACUGGGCCCGCAACCAUGACCCAGCCAGUGUCACUGGCUGACCCAUAUGACAUGCCAGGCCCCAGUUAUUCCUCUGGGUCUACAUUUACCCCUCCAAGUUCGGAAACUCCGGGCCCAUCUGUGGGCCCCAUCCGCCAGUCCAGAACCCGCAGUCGCCGUACACGAGAGGAGUCUGUGAGUGAGGAUGGAGAUGUUGGUGUGUUACUAACACCUGAGGAGGAGGAGAAAAGGCGUGUUCGGCGAGAGAGAAACAAGUUGGCUGCCGCCAAAUGUAGAAACCGCAGACGGGAACUCACAGACAGACUGCAGUCGGAGACGGACGUACUGGAGGAGAAGAAGGCAGAGCUGGAGGCUGAGAUCUCUGAGCUGCAGAAGGAGAAGGAGCGUCUGGAGUUCGUCCUGGUGGCCCACCAGCCAAACUGUAAGAUGCCAUACCAGGACCAAUCUCAGCACAGCUCAGCGCAGCUCCCUCCAAUCCAGCCCCAGCUCCCUCCCCAGACCUUAGAACCUCCUGUCUCCAUUUUGGGCUUACCUGUGAAGGAAGACUCUUUCUACCUGCCUCCUGCCUACACAGCCCAUCCGGCCUCUACACAGCCCCAGCCUUCGGUUCAGCAGCAAGUCCAGCAGCAGCCUCAGCCAGGGUCAAUGCAGGAGGUAGAGUUUAUUAGUUCUUUCUAUGGCUCAAGUGAGCUGGCAUCAGGCGGGCCGUGCCUCAUGGCCUGCGACAGUGGUGGUGGUGGUGGUAACCAUGACGAUGCGGCCAUUGGCAGCUACAACACCUCAUACACAUCUUCAUUUGUGUUCACCUACCCAGAGGGAGCCUGCGGGGUCAGUGCCAACCAGCGGAACAGCAGUAGCGAGCAGUCUUCUGAUUCCCUGAACUCGCCUUCGCUGCUGGCGCUCUGACUAACCGACAGACAGCCGCACACACAUAUAAACAAGCACAUACAUAAUGCUUGCUGGAGGUAGAGGCUGAAGCAUGUAGAGUACCUAUUAGUCUCACAGAUUGAGGAAAAACAACCAAUCAUUUGUUCCUGUUUGGGUUAAAGUUUACACAUUCACGCAUUCCAAUCAAGAGCCAUACAAAUAGUUGCACACAAAUUACAUUAGAUCUAACCUGUAACAACAAUAUUUAUCAUUUGUUGUUUUGUCUUUACGGAAUACCUGCAACUGGAUAAGAUAAGUGACUAAAAACUGAGUCACAAAAUCAUGUCCAAGUUGCAAAUCUUAACUGCUCUGAAUUGACAGAUUUAUUCACAAUAAAUAUUCUCAAUCUUCAACCUGUACAGUACAUUGAGUAAGAUACCACAAGCUCACUUUACACUCCAAUAAGCACCAGAGCCCCCACCUUGUUCCCUCUGUCGGUUGAGUUUUAAAGUGCUCUUGCUCUCAUCCUUUUUCAUCCUUUUCUCCCUUCUUCCUCUCGCUGAAUGUAUUUGUGCAUAUCUGAAAUAGGGACGAAGGACACUUUGUUCAGAGUCUUUUCUUGAGGGAAACAGACUGAUUUCUCGCUCACCUCUAACCCUUUAUCUGCUCGACUUCCCUCUGCUUCUUCAUUUUCUGCUUGGACUUUGCAAGUUGGGGAUCUGAAUAUCCCAGCCUUCACUAAAUCUUGUGCUUUCUUCUCUGUUUAAAAAAAAAAAUCUCUUUUGCCGUCUGCCUACCUGCCAUGAGACCCAUCUCUGCCCAUCUGUUUCUCUCCUAUCUCUAUGUUUUUCACUCUCUCUGAAGUCUUCAACCCCAGAGAGCCCGAAGACCCCCUCCAGCCCUUGGGACCUUGAGUGAAUGACGGCCCAACUAGCACGCCCUUUUGCACCCUCUCAUACAAGGAAAUGGACGCAACCCCCAUCCCCCGCCCCCUUUGGAACGCAUUGCUCAAAGCAGAUCCUUACAGUGAACAGCAGCUAAAUAUACGUACUUUCACACACGCACAUAGAUGCAUAAUUGGUGAACGCAAAAUGCAAGACGGAUGCCAGUCUUUCGCUGAGCCAUUUUUCGAUCUUCACACAAUGAAGAUUAGACACGUCUUAGGUUGUGAGGCUGCUUAAAAGUGUGGAUGGAGACAGGUUCGACAGGAAGGGAGGAAGGAAGUGCAACCAAGCUGGACAUACUCAAAUAGAGAGGUGAUGGACAUGGAGGAUGACUCUUGUCCUAACCAUCCAUUUUUACAACCAAAUGUUGAAAACGCAGAAUGAGCCAAAUGUUAAAAGCAAAGAAAGAAAGAAAAAAAAAAUGCUCUUGCCAACUGAGUGGAAGGGGUGGCCUCAGUAAAAACACCCCCAUACCACAGAGCCAGGGCCUACAUGCAAAUGUUCACACCAUCGCUUUCAAGUCCCUGAACUGAAGAUAGAGACUUUUUGUUGCAGUGCACCAGCUCUGUGUAAUCAAUCAGAUGUGAACUGAUGCCUCUCUUUAGAGGUGUUUUUUGUAGUGAAUCAGACAACCUCUAAACAUUUGGGCUCAGCGGUCUCUGUACCUCCCCUGUUCUCUCAGCGGAGAUGAGGUGGGGGUGCGUUUAUUGUGAGUGCAUCUACUCUGAGGCACCUGGCCCGUUUAUUUCUUUCUUUAUUGAGGUUGAAGUGGGGAGUGAGCACAAAUACAGACCUAGAAACAAAAGGGGAGAACAUGUGUGCUGAUGUCGUGGAGUCAGCGUCCUUUCUUUGCCUGUGAAUUUUAACAAUUUAUUUUUCCUGUAUGUUUGAGUGAGAAUUGUUAUAUAUUUUAAUGUUUGUUUGUGUGUUUGACUGUUUUGCAUUGACCUCUGCUUUCCCUUGUACUGUUGCCGUUUUUUUGUUUUUAAUCUGGUGAUUUUCUCAUAACUGUUACUAUUAUUAUUGCGUCGUAUCUAUUGUUUCAUUAUUUUAUUGUAUUUUCAGUUGGCAACUUUGGAGGCAUGGUGUGCAUUACAACAACAACAAAUCUAAUUAUAAAUCUAUUAUGCAUAUACAUAUAUACUGGUAACAUGUAUAUAUAAGUGUAUGUACCAUGACUGUAAAGUAUGAAUGUCUGCAGAUCCAAAUGGGAUAUUUUGUCAAUGAAGAACAAGAUAAAAAUGUUACUGAGAUUUAGUUUUAAAAUGACUAUUUUUCUAGAGGAACAAAAAAGCUAUGAGAAAUUUAAAGUACUGCCCUGUCCCACAACAUGAAGCACGAUGUCACUGCAUCUAUCAAUGGGUGUUUAUGUUUUAUAAACAAUAUAAAGCACUAGCCAAGUUACAUUAAAUGUAUGUUUAUAGUUAUGAUGUUACAAGGUUGUGGUAAUGCCUUUGUUUUUUCUCUGUGAGGUCUGUCCCAAAGCUACUGACACCUUAAUGCCACUUGAUCCUUAGCAGACGCAAAAGGUAGAAAAACAAAACAAGUGCGAUUGAAUGUAAUUACACAUAUUAAAAGUGUUCAGACUACAACAUAUAAUGACUAAACUCCUUCAUGUAAGGACAAAGUAUUUCUUAUGCAUUCCUGUCCAGUAUAAACAUAUCACUCAAUAACAUUGUUAUUUCCUAACUGAAACCUGUGUUUGAAGGAUAACCGCAGUUUUAGCCUUGAUAUGAACAUUAUCAUGUUAACCCAUUCUCGUACUUAAACAAAUCUGUUGUCUAAUUGAGAUGCUCAUUUCUUGUGAUUGUAUUUGCUGGAUAAGAAGCUUUAUUUUCAAUAAAUAAACAUGUUUAUUCAAAAACAAUGGCUAGAUUAAUGGUAUAAAUGUGUGUUCAAAUGUGGCUCUUGGUGGUCAGAAAAUGGGCAGACCGUAUUUUUUAAAUGUUGAAUAACGACUGUGUUUGUACAGUAUGUUGGAGAUGCCUUUUGAUUUCUCUCCAAAUGCAAAUGUGAUGAGAAUAUGUUCUGGUGUCAGAAUAAGCAUAAAACAUAUUCAAUAGUUCUCAUGUAUAUAGGUUUUUGUGGUGCUACUUACACUGUAAUGGUGAGGCAGUUUCACAUUGUAUGGUGGAAGGUUACACAUUGCUGUCGCUGAGGCUCCAGACAAAUGAAUGCACUGCUUUUCUCACUGGGACGUUUAAUUCAGAAUGGAAGCCAAUAACACAAUGAAUUCCCAGCAGCUGAAGCUCUGAGAGCCCAGUAGUCACUCUGUGAUUUCAUUAUGGUUUAAUAUCAAUUGCCUGCUACAUCUUUAAGUGUGAUAAAUAGAUCUCAGAGGGCCCUUGUACUGUACCUGCCCUCCACACUUAUGCCCCAGAUCACAACACAACAUAUUGUAACUCAUUCUUUCAUCUACUUUCUUUGCCUUGGAUUUCAUUGAAUUUGCUAUAAAUCAUGUUUUCUCUGUAAGGUUACAAUCACAAAUUGGUUGCUGGUGAAUUGGAAAAGGUGACAUAGAAGGAAAAGGAGAAGUAUUUAGCUAGCAGUUCUAAGACAGAGAAACUGCCUGCACUUAAUUGUACUGUAUAUGGCUACAUUAGCAUUAACGGAACAAGAGCUUUCCUAUUUUUCUAUAAUGGGGUGAAUGUUGCUAUGUAUUUCUAUUUUUCCACAAGUCCCAUAUACGCUCUAAUUUCAUAUUUUCCCUGGUAUGAAAUGCAAUACUUAUUGUCUUCUUGGAUAAACAUAAUGUAGCAAAUCAUGCAGUGCUCAAACUGACUGCUACUAUAUGUCAAGUGUGAUGAUAUAUUGCUUCAAUUAUCAAUUGUUGUUACAAUAUUAAAAGUUAUCAUCAAUACUUACUGUAACAUUUGGGUUUGAGACAAUCUUCAUGAAGCUGUGUGUUACAAUUUAUCUAAAAAAUUUAUGUUUUUUUCAUUUAUUAAUGGUGUGCAGAGAAACUAGCAAGGUUCAUCCAUUUCAAAAAGCCAAUGCUUCUUUUCUAAUCCAUUCCUUUUAUCAAAGUUUCAUCAUUUUUUCUAACUAUUUACUCUGUAUUUCUUUUUCUGGGAGAAAAUUUUGCAAUUUGGUCAAAUUUGGAAACAGAGGGCAUGUGAUUUGAUACAUUUUGAGGUUACAGCAGCAAAAGCCCCAAAUAAACUUUGUUCUAGAUGUAACAUUGUCAGACUUAUGUCAGGCAUCUGUAUUAUUUAGAUAAAAAUUGUCCAUAUUUUAUCAUUCCAUAUAAUUAACAUAACUUACUAGUUUUCUGCACAUACCUAUAAAGUACUGUUUCCUUAUUUUUAUAACUUUAAUUUGCUUUUAAUCUUGAUAAGGACCAAAGUGUAUGACAAAUUUGCCAUGUUGCUUUUUGUAGUCACUGCUCUCUUAUCCUCUACGCAUAUUUCAGCUUCUGGCCCUUUUGCUGUCUUAUAAAAGUUGACAUUAUAAAGGAUUUUCUCUAUUUCUAGACUGCAAAAGCUGGGUGAGCUGUCUCCUUUAAUGAUGGUUUGACCAAAUGCCAUUCAUUUCCAAAUUGUGAAGAAAUUACAUAAAUAAACACCAUAUUAUAAGGUC